AUGUCCGCCGAGAUGCCCGUCGUCCAGGGCGCCGUCGUGGCGCCGGGCCAGGUCCAGCCGGGCAUCGUCCAGGCGACGGUGCUCCAGCCCGUGGCCGUCGUCAUCCCCCAGGGCGCCGUCGUCGGCACCGUCGUCGCCGUCCAGGGCCCCGGCGGCCCGCAGAAUUUGGCGGUCCCCAUCGGCUACAAGCCGGGCAUGACGUGGAACGUCGCGUUCCCGCCGGCGGGCCACGGCCAGAGCCUCGGGCUCAACGGCAUGGCGCAGCUCCUCGGCGGCGCGGACCGCAUCGAGAUCAACCAGAAGGUGAACCGCCUCGAGGCCGCGUCGUGCGGGUGCUACGAGCAGAAGAACCGCUUCGAGGUGAAGAUCGGCGACAAGGACGGCCCCGUCGUCAUGACGGGCCAGGAGGAGUCCGAGUUCUGCGACCGCUGCUGCUGCAAGCCCCACCACAGCCUCCUCGUGCACCUGAGCCCGGCGUACGACGAGUCGAACGUGCUCGUGACGCUGGAGCGCAAGGGCUGCGAGUGCAACCGCUGCUGCUUCAGCACGAAGCCAGGCCUCGGCUGCUGCUCCUGCACCGAGGCGUGCACGGAGGAGAUCGUGCUCCACGAGGGCAAGGUCGAGGGCAAGCCCGGCGAGCUCGACACGGGCAAGGCCCUCGCCUACAUCCGCCAGCCCAUGCAGUGCUGCGCCGCCGGCGGCUGCACGCCGACGCUCGACAUCUCCGAGCCCGGCGACGGCUCCGUGCCGCACGCGCAGGUCACGGGCCCGACGUGCUUCGGCGGCUGCUCCGAGCUCUGCUGCGAGAACCACUUCGACUACACGACCGUGGGCGGCGCCGCGGCGUCGGGCACGAUCACGCACCUGCGCCCCCGCGGCUGCUGCGAGACGUGCAAGGCCGCGUGCACCGACUCGGACAACUACGGCGUCGAGUUCGGGCCGUCCGCGACGCCCGCGGACAAGGCGAACAUGAUCGCCGCGUCCAUCGUCGUCGACUACAUGUUCUUCGAGAUCGACCAGGGCAUGUGCCACUACGACGCGGGCAACCAGCAGAUCGUCAUCACCUGCUUCCUCUGCUUCUGCUACGGCUGCCUCAUCCCCUGCAACUGCUACAUCCCCACGAAGGCCGACGGCGCGCCGCCGGCCCCGGAGUCGGCCGCCGGCGCGCCGCCGGCGCCCGAGGGCGCCAUCCUGGACGCCCAGCCCGUCGCCGCGGAGCCGCCCAUGCGCGCCUAG
Messenger RNA from Aureococcus anophagefferens, 1236 nucleotides. RefSeq lists its product as hypothetical. NCBI's taxonomy places the organism in Eukaryota, Pelagophyceae, Pelagomonadales, Pelagomonadaceae. Gene Ontology annotation, biological process: plasma membrane phospholipid scrambling. Gene Ontology annotation, molecular function: phospholipid scramblase activity. The transcript has a single exon. Gene Ontology annotation, cellular component: plasma membrane. The record is from RefSeq and is a predicted model, not a curated record. Bases 1 to 1236 code for a protein of 411 amino acids.